Messenger RNA from Colletotrichum chrysophilum, 993 nucleotides. RefSeq lists its product as uncharacterized. The record is from RefSeq and is a predicted model, not a curated record. NCBI's taxonomy places the organism in Eukaryota, Fungi, Ascomycota, Sordariomycetes, Glomerellales, Glomerellaceae. Gene Ontology annotation, molecular function: transmembrane transporter activity. Gene Ontology annotation, biological process: transmembrane transport. The transcript is spliced from 2 exons. Bases 1 to 993 code for a protein of 330 amino acids.
AUGGAUGCCGGUCUGAAAUCCCAAGUCCUCGUCACGGACACCGAGAAGUCGCCAGAACCGCCAAUUUCAGAGACCAACGCACCCCGAGACAAUGACGACGAAACACUGCAGAGGAUUCCCUGGUCUUACAAAUGGAUCGCUCUUGUUUGUGUUGUUUCCCUACCCAUCGGGCAUACCUGGACCGGCUCGGCUCUCGGCCCGCUGAAGAACACCCUCCGGAACGAGCUCGACAUCAACAAUGCGCAAUUUGGCGUGAUUAGCAGCGCAGAUGCAUUCGUCAAUACAGUGUUUCCCAUCAUAGGAGGCAUGAUCCUGGAUUGGUGGGGCCCGAAUGUGGUGACCAUGUGCUGCACGGCAGUCAUCCUCGUCGGCUCCGUGGUUGCGGCUGCCGGCGUGCAAGUGGGGUUGUGGAGGGUCCUCGUCUCCGGACAUGUGCUGAUGGGAUUCGGGAUUGCGGUGCUUGACUCGGCGACGCAGAAGUUCUUUUACCACUGGUUCGGUGCCUCCGGUCUAGCCUUCGCCUUCGGCCUCGAAAGCGCCAUUGCCAACACCGUCAGUCUCGUGUCCGGCAUGGUGGCUAUCCCCAUUCGCGACGGGACGGGCUGGUACGGCUGGACCUUCUGGAUUCCCGUCUUCUUCUGCGGCUUCUCGCUUGCCGUCAACAUCGCAUACGUCUGCUUCGAGCGCCUCGCAGUCCCGGCACAUUUCCGCCUCACUUCCGGCCGAGCUAAAGCUAUUACGGAGAAGCAGAACUUGUCGGAUCGCAAGAGAUUCUCGUGGAACGUGUUGUUCACCCUGCCCUGGGCGUAUCUUAUGCUGCCUGCAACACAACUUCUACAGAGUGGUGCUGCAGGUGGAUUCAGCACCAGCUCUGCGGACAUCAUCUUCAUGAAAGGGUACACUGAAGAGGUUGCUGGGUAUUUGUCGACUGCGCAGAAAAUUCUGCCAAUUGUGCUGAGCCCUGUUGUUGGACUUGCCAUUGACAAAUAUUGA